This is a messenger RNA of Anopheles aquasalis, 1428 nucleotides long. RefSeq names its product dynein light chain 90F (gene Dlc90F). NCBI's taxonomy places the organism in Eukaryota, Metazoa, Arthropoda, Insecta, Diptera, Culicidae. Gene Ontology annotation, biological process: microtubule-based movement. Gene Ontology annotation, molecular function: dynein intermediate chain binding. The record is from RefSeq and is a predicted model, not a curated record. Gene Ontology annotation, cellular component: cytoplasm; cytoplasmic dynein complex.
CUUGCCGAACGGUUAACUAGAAAUUUCCGCGAGUUUCCAAGCCGCAAUUUCCCGAGUUCAAAGAAUCUCGAAAUAAGUGACCCCCAUCGCACGAGUUUUCCGAGCAAUAAUUGAAGUGAUAAAGAAGCAAUCUGUGUUGCAGCGAAAAUGGAGGACAGCAAAGAUGAGCACCAGUUCGUUGUGGACGAUGUCAGUAAGAUCAUAAAGGAAGCCAUUGAGACGACGAUCGGAGGCAACGCGUACCAGCACGAUAAGGUGAACAACUGGACCGGAUCCGUGGUAGAGAACUGCUUAGGAGUGUUAACAAAGCUGCAAAAGCCUUACAAAUAUAUAGUAACGUGUAUGAUUAUGCAGAAAAAUGGUGCGGGUCUGCAUACGGCAAGCUCCUGCUACUGGAAUAACGAAACAGACGGAUCGUGUACGGUGCGCUGGGAGAACAAAACGAUGUACUGUAUCGUGUCGGUGUUUGGGCUUUCGAUUUAGGCAAAAAAAAGAGGAUGAAAUUGAAACGAACACUCAUAUGCACUACCGACGCGGGCAGCCUUUCGUGCAAAGGUGCCAUUGCUGGCACAUAAGGGCUGUCUUUAAAACACUACUAUUGCACUGUUGCUAGUUUCAUCUCAUUCCUGAAUUAUUCUACGAUCAUGAUUUGAUAAAUAUUUGAUUGUUUCCCUCGCAACUUUGAGAGUGGCACCAAAUUAAUGCACCAAUGCAAACGGCAACCAUGAACUGCUUCUAGAGAUAGAGAGAAACAAGGUACGGAUGAACCGGUUGCGCGCGUGAGCUUUUUGUAAUUUAUUAUUUUUUAAAUUAAAAAAAAACAUACUAUGCAUAAGUGCGCGACGAUAACGUUUACGCUCGCUACUCAUGAAUUGUUAUAAAGGCAUCACUUGAAACAUCGUCUCAAACUGUUUUUAUGUACUAACCGCUAGUACCGUUACUAUCUAACUGCAGCGCUUUUGAUACUCUCCCGAUUACUCCUGUUCAUAUUUACCUAUACGCUCUGCAGUAGUUUGAUGAUGUGCAGUGAUAGACAACAUCGGAAGGCCAUAUCUUGUGGACGGUACGGUGCAGACGAUUAAAAAGAAAAGCUGUAAGGCUGUGUAGGACUGAAGGAGAACAAGGGAAGGGCACAACAGUCGAAAUGUCGUUCCUGUAAAGACAGAUCGCUACUGAUCGUUUGCAUUGUGUAUAAGUAAGGGAGAGGACGAGGCGAUGGACGAGAGCCGACGUCGCGAAGAGGUGUAAAAUAUCAAAUGAAGGUGGCGAUCCCGGCGACCGACCGGUGAAAAGUGUCUUUGCAUCCCACAUUUCCAUGUAAUUAGGUUGUACGUUGCGACAAGGUCCUAGCGAAACGGAGGUGAACGUACGUUUUGUUGAUGGGCAACUGAUAAACACUAGAAAUAAAAAUCAAGAGGAAACACCAGA